UGAAGACAAGCAAAUCUUAAGCUAUCAUUUUUUUAUUUUGCGUUUGUUUUUUUUUUCUGGUUCUGCAAUAAUUUUAAAGCUAUCAUUUAUAAAAGAGAAAUUAUUAUUAAAUACAAAUAAUUAGUUUAUAUAUUUGGCUAGGCAGCAGCAACAACAUCAAAAAAAUUCAGGAUGUCGCCUCCAACAACAACAGCAACAACAUCAAUUCUUAUCACUCUCAUCACAUUAACAACAAUUAUCGUACUAAACGAUUGUACUAACUCCGAUCUACAACAACAAUCCCAGACACAACAACAACAACAACACAACCAAUAUCAACAGUACAACAACAACAAUAAUAAUCUACAUUCACUACAACAUCAAAAACUUCAACAUCAUCACCAACAGCAACAACAACAGCAGCAGCAGUCCAAAUCUAAACAACGACACCACAAAAACAACAACAAAAACAGACCACUGAGAGCCAGGGACGUGUCAACGACAUCUACAACAUCCAACAACAACAACAACAACAACUUAGCAACGUACGGACAAGAUGGCUUCUGCGAGUUGGAGCUUGUCUGCAAAUCAAACAACAACCUCAUCAACAACUUGCACACACACAGCAAUAACAACCCAAAUUCGAACCCAACAUCAUCAGGCGAGGCCCAUACGGCGCACAUCCCCGUUAAGUUGCCCAUAAGGGGCCCAAAAGGGCCCCCCGGACCCCCCGGAGAAAGAGGUGCCGAUGGAAUGCCCGGAUUCCCUGGAUCUCCAGCACCGGCUUUCAAGAAGAAGGUUGCAUUCUUCGCGGGAUUGACCCAAAAUUUCGGACCGACGGUGGACAACACCGACAUCAUAUUCGAUAGGGUCAUAACCAACAUAGGGUCAGGGUACAGCCCCUCAACCGGCCGGUUCACAGCCCCGUACAAUGGUGCCUACCAGUUCAACGUCAUCGUAUCCGCUCAGGGGAGAGAGAAGGCAGCAGUCAUGGUGUUAAAAAAUGGUGAAAUGGUUGCUACGGUGUGGGCUGAAAGUAUACCCUACUGGGCUACUUCCUCAAACAUUGUGGUCCUUAGCUUGGACAAGGGGGACCAAGUCUGGCUGAUCCUACUAAACAAGGCGUCCCAUCUUCACGGAUACAUGUACACUACCUUCUCAGGAUUCAUCAUAUUUGAUCUUUGAAUCGGUUUUAUACUGUAGUAGAAUGGGUUUUUUUUUGAUUUGGUGGAAUGAUUUUUGGAGGAUUUGGGUAAUUUUGGGUAAUUCGUCAUUUCUGAUCGUUAUUUUUGAAUGAUUUAGUCUUGUAGUGGAAUGGGUUUUGCUUGUUUUGGCGGAAUGAUUUUAUUGUUAAAUGAUUUCGGGGCUGAAUUUAAUUAAUUUAUCUUUACCGUUUCUUUAUUUUUAAAAAUGUCAUUUUAUUUUUUGUAUUAAAGAUGUAAAAAUGUUUUUUUGGAGAUGUUUCAUGCAAAUAUAACACUCGAACAAGCAUAAGUGCAUUACAUUUAUGUUGAUUUCAAUUCAUAUCGUCAUACCAUGUUUGCAGAAGUGUGUCUAUUUUUGUAAAAUAACUUUCAAAAAUAUCAGGAAAUGUUUUUUAUACGCUCAGUUGUUUUCAUCAUGUUUUAUUUUUAAUAAAUUAAUUAUUAAUAUUAAUUCAAUAUAAAUUAAAUAUCAUUUAAUUUCUGAUGUUCAGAUGUUAAAAUUUAGAAUAAAUAAAUGUGUUAUAACUUAUACAGGGGUAGCUAAGGGGGCGAAUUUGGGGCUGAAUACCUCCAAAAAUGAAAGUUUUUGUUUGAGUUUAAGUUGAAAUUUUACAAAAUU
Messenger RNA from Helobdella robusta, 1803 nucleotides. RefSeq lists its product as hypothetical. Bases 172 to 1164 code for a protein of 330 amino acids. The transcript has 5 exons. The record is from RefSeq and is a predicted model, not a curated record. Gene Ontology annotation, molecular function: protein binding. NCBI's taxonomy places the organism in Eukaryota, Metazoa, Annelida, Clitellata, Rhynchobdellida, Glossiphoniidae.